Messenger RNA from Camellia sinensis, 986 nucleotides. Lineage: Eukaryota; Viridiplantae; Streptophyta; Magnoliopsida; Ericales; Theaceae. The record is from RefSeq and is a predicted model, not a curated record.
CUACACACUACUCGAAGUUGUAUAUCAGUAUGUCAAUUAUUGAACGCAAAACUAAUAUUCUAUACAAAUGCAUCUCUUAAUCUAUGUGCUAGAUACUACAAAAAGUAACUCUCUUGAAUGGAGGAAACGCUUGGAUAUUAUUAUGGGGAUUGCUCGAGGGCUUCUCUACCUUCAUCGAGAUUCAAGACUGAGAAUUAUUCAUAGGGAUCUCAAAGCUAGCAAUGUGCUACUAGACAAUGAGAUGAAUCCCAAGAUUUCAGACUUCGGCAUUGCUAGAGCUUUUGGAGGAGAUCAAAUAUCGGAGAAAACAAGAAGGGUGAUUGGAACUUAUGGUUAUAUGUCCCCAGAAUAUAUAUUACGUGGGCUCUUUUCAAUGAAAUCAGAUGUGUUUAGUUUCGGAGUACUUGUUUUAGAAAUAGUGAGUGGACAGAGGAACAGAAAGUUCCGACAUCCUAACCAUACUCACAACCUUCUUGGACAUGCAUGGAAACUAUGGGUUGAAGGGAAUGCCAUCAAGCUAGUUGAUGAGAAGGUGGAAACUUCAACAAUGCUAAUGUCAGAAGUAAUAAAAUGUAUACAAAUUGGUCUGUUGUGUGUGCAACAACGCCCUGAAGAUAGGCCAACAAUGUCAUCUGUGGUGUCGAUGUUGGAUAAUGAGGGUGCAAUGCUGCCCCGUCCUAAACAACCCGGAUUCUAUACAGAAGGGAGUAGUGAUGAGACAGAACUUGCGUCAACUACAGGAAUAAAAUGUUCCACAAAUAAGACGACUCUAACAAUUCUACUAGGUCGUUAAAAAAUUCCAAUUGAAGAACUAAUGCUUAUGGCUAUUAUUAUUAUUAUUAUUUUUCAAUAAGAAAGUUAAUACCAUAUUUGAUAAUAGCGUUACUAAUUAUGGAUGACAGAUGAUAUAUAAGUUUCCUUGUUUGAUAGCAAACGAGAUAGAAUGAAUGACCAAUUUUUAUCGGCCAAAGACUCUCUAAUGCUUA